CAUCUAUAUCUGCUAUAAAAAGUUUCAAAUCUCAAUGGUGGAAAUCAUAAUACCAGAUUGGUUGCCUUCUUCGCCUCUCAAAUAUUAUCUCAUAUAUUUUUAUUCAUUCUUCCCAUAAAUCAUGGCGGCUUAUGGAGCUCUGGUUUCUCUUAUGCAUAUCAUAGAUCGCCUUGAAAACCAUCCUUCCCCUCCAAUUUCUAUCAACAAACAGCAAGUUGAAUCUCUCACUGAAAAUGUUACCUUCUUGCAGGAUUUUCUUGAUGCUUAUAUUUCCCCAGUUGUGGAUGACCAUGAAGCGGAUCCAUUGGAGCGUCGCAUUGCUGAUGCAGUUUAUGCAGCUGAGGAUGUCAUCGAAUCCCAAAUUGUGCUUCAAAUUCAUAACCGAUCCACAAUUCGUGGGAAGAAGUCCAGUUUUGUCAACUUGUUUCGAGCUCGGUGCAAAUGCGCAACUAUUGAUAGAAAUGAAUUGGAGGUCGGUGUAAAUGCAGCUGAGGACUUCUAUCACGAUCUGCAACAAGUGAUAGAAGAAAUGAAUUUCAUCAAGAAGGAAGCCACAGAGAUUGCCACCGCAGCUCAACUGCAGAGAAAGGUCUCCUCAACUCAUGCUGGCUCCUCUUCCACUGUGAAGGAAAUCAUGAUGGUGGGCUUCGACGAGGUGUUACUUGAAGUGCUGGAUAAGCUCACCGGAGGCCAACGCAGUCGCCAAAUCAUCCCAAUUAUGGGGAUGGGCGGCAUUGGUAAGACCACUCUUGCCCGACAUGUAUUUCAGCAUGCGCUUGUUAAACACCAUUUUGAUAUUUUUGCUUGGACUACAAUUUCUCAAACUUAUAGUGUGAGAGAAACACUUAGAGAAGUUCUUUUCCAAGCAAGUGGGGAUUCGCGUAGUGAUCUGAGUGAGGUUGAAUUGAGAUUAGCACUACACAAGUAUUUAUGGGGUAGGAGGUAUCUCAUAAUUAUGGAUGAUAUGUGGAGCACAGAGGUGUGGGACAAGAUCAGGUCUUCUUUUCCCGAUUGCGAAAAUGGGAGUCGAAUAAUUGUAACAACUAGGCUGUCAAACUUGACUUUGCAGUUGGGUGAGUCUUAUGGUGUUGGUAUGAAAUUUCUAGAUGAGGCUAGUAGUUGGGAUUUGUUCACCAAGACUGUGUUUGGGGGAGAAAGUUGUUUUCCUCAUGAGUUGGAGGAUAUUGGAAAGAAUAUUGUAGCAAAUUGUAAAGGGCUUCCUUUAUCAAUUGCUACAAUUGGAGGUCUUUUGGCAAAAUCUGAGCGCACUACAGAAUAUUGGAUGCGUAUAGAGCAAAAUUUAAAUUCAAUUGUCAUUAGGAAUAAUGAUGAAUUUUGCUUGAAAAUAUUGCGAAUGAGCUAUACGUAUCUGCCCAACUAUUUGAAGCCAUGCUUUUUGUAUAUGGGUGUUUUUAAGGAAGAUCGUAGAAUUCGUGCCUCAAUGCUGAAGAAGCUAUGGGUUUCAGAAGGAUUUUUGAAACCAACGAGUAAUGGAAAAUGCUUGGAAACAAUUGCGCAAGAGUACUUAAAGGAGUUGGUGGAUAGAAAUAUGAUAAUAGUUGAUAAGUUGGGGUCUAUUGGAAAUGUCAAGUACUGUAAAAUUCAUGAUUUGUUGAGGGACGUGUGCUUGAAAGAAGUUGAAAAGGAGAGGUUUUAUCAUAUCAUAGAAAAGUCUCCUUCAGUGAUAGAUAAUGAAUGUCGUCGGCUUGUUUUUAAAAAUGGUGGAGUCUCGAGAUCUUUGUCACAUGCUCGUUCUAUAAUAUGUGAUGAGAAGAACUUUGAAAUGCCUCACAAUUUUAGAUUGUUGAGAAUAUUCAAAGAAUAUGAUAGAGAUACAAAUCAAUUUGGAGUUGGUGUUCAUUUCCUAGGAGAUGUUUUUCAAUUGGUGAACUCACGGCACCUUGCUGUUAAACUUCAUCGGAACUCCGAAUUCCCGUCUUCAAUCAAUUUGCUUUGGAAUCUAUCUACGUUAAUAGUUCAGCAGUCAGCAUUCCAUAAGUUCGUUGCACCGAUUGAGAUUUGGAAAUUGCAUCAACUUAGGCAUCUCGAGUUUGUAGAAAAAGCAUUGAUUCUCCCAGAUCCUCCGAGUGAUGAUAUCGUUAUCAUGGAGAAUCUACAAACGCUCAAAGGAGUAAUGAAUUUGUAUUUGAAUGAGGAGGUGGUUCAAAGAAUUCCCAAUCUCAAGAAAUUGCAUCUAGUUUACCACUGGGAAGAUAUGGAGGGUUUGAUUGAAUUGAAACAAACGGAGAGAGCAAACUCUUUUAGUUAUCUUCAGUGUCUGAGUAAAUUGGAAAGCUUGCAGUGCUCCACCGAUUAUGGAUAUGAUGAUGAGUAUUUGCAGAGGAUCAGUUUCCCACACUCCCUCAAGAAGUUGAAGUUAUCUCUCUAUAAUCUGGAGUUGGUAGAGAUAUUGCAAAAGAUAGGGUGGUUGCCCCUUCUUCAGAAGUUAGUAUUACAUGGUGGUGCCUUCAAAACAGGCAAGUGGGACACUAUUGAGGGCCAAUUCCGGAGCCUCAAGCUACUACAAUUGCACUAUUGUAAUGGUCUAAAAAAUUGGACGAUGGCAGAGAACUCCCACUUUCCACUUCUCCACGAGCUUCGUCUUCGAGGUUUGCGACAAUUGGAGGAGAUCCCUUCAGAAGUUGGAGAAAUACCAUCGCUGAAAUCAAUUACUUUGAAAGGUUGCAGCAAAUCAGCGGUAGAGUCAGCUAAAAAAAUAGUAGAAGAACAACAGGAUUUAUAUGGAGACCAACUAGACCUUCAUGUUCGAGCUAUAGUUCGAAAAGAACACGAAAGACUGCAGAGCUUGGCAAGUCCCAACUUUGAAGUUGAAGAUUUUCUUGAUGCUUAUAAUAUGUGAUGAGGAUGCGAGAAACUUUGACAGUCCUCACAAUCUUAGAUUGUUGAGAACAUUCAAAUCAUAUGAUAGAGAUGAUACACGUCCAUCAUCAGAUGGCUGAGAGCUCCCACUUUCCAGUUCUCCAGGAGCUUCGACUUCUAACAUUAUAUGAAUUGGAGGAGAUCCCUUCAGAAGUUGGAGAGAUACCAACGCUGAAAUCAAUUUAUUUUGAACGUUGCAGUGAAUCAGCAAUGGUGUCAGCUAAAAAGAUAGUGGAAGAACAAGAGGAUUUAUAUGGAGACCAACUUGACCUUCAUGUUCGAGCUCAAGUUCGAAAAGCACACGAAAGACUGCAGAGGUUUUGAAGUCAUAGUGAGAAGUUAUUAGAAUCAUCUAGCAUCCAAGAUUGUUAGUUACAAGUUCAGACCUUUUGGCUUAUAAAACUUUGAGCUUUUGUUGCUUCAUUACUGUAAGCUCCACAAGUCUUUAUUUAAAUAACUCAUUUAGUUUCUCUUCCUUUUGGGAAAG
Messenger RNA from Salvia miltiorrhiza (redroot sage), 3367 nucleotides. Its product is annotated as putative late blight resistance protein homolog R1A-3. Lineage: Eukaryota; Viridiplantae; Streptophyta; Magnoliopsida; Lamiales; Lamiaceae. The record is from RefSeq and is a predicted model, not a curated record. The transcript is spliced from 2 exons. Gene Ontology annotation, molecular function: ADP binding. The coding region runs from base 122 to 2860 and encodes 912 amino acids. Gene Ontology annotation, biological process: defense response to other organism.